AUGUUUGAUAUUACCACCAUGAGGAUCACGAAGACACGAGCACCCUUUGUUACCAAUUAUGCCGGGAAACUUGCCGUCCUCCUAAUCAUCACUUUACUUCUCUUCAAGUGUACCACCGUGGUUGCCAGAGGCGGUCACGGUGGAGGAGGAGGCCAUGGUAGUGUAGGAGGUGGUCAUGCUAGCGUUGGAGAUGGUCAUGCUGUUGAAGGAGGAGGCCAUGCUGUUGGAGGCGGUGGCGGCCAUGGAGAAGAAGAAGAAGGUGGACAUGGGAUUGGAAGAGGUGGUAGUAUGAUUCAUCGACCUGCGACGAGGAACGGAGGCUCUACGCUAUUGACUCCCUUUGCCGAUAGAUUUGCAUCUGCUUUCUUGAUCAUCACUUUUCUCUAUAUCUAG
This is a messenger RNA of Capsella rubella, 393 nucleotides long. RefSeq names its product glycine-rich cell wall structural protein. The record is from RefSeq and is a predicted model, not a curated record. Lineage: Eukaryota; Viridiplantae; Streptophyta; Magnoliopsida; Brassicales; Brassicaceae. The coding region runs from base 1 to 393 and encodes 130 amino acids. The transcript has a single exon.